Molecule: messenger RNA, 537 nt
Organism: Punica granatum (pomegranate)
Lineage: Eukaryota; Viridiplantae; Streptophyta; Magnoliopsida; Myrtales; Lythraceae
Source: RefSeq, a predicted model, not a curated record
CAAUAUCGUCAUUAGAGUCGCCCGGCAGCAGCACAGCAGAUAGGGUUUCUAAUCGUAUAAAAGCUUCGCGUAAACUGCCUUCUUCCUCAAGUGGAGGAGAAACCCUAGACAGAGAGAUGGCCAAGUCGAAGAACCACACUGCCCACAACCAGUCGUACAAGGCCCACAAGAACGGCAUCAAGAAGCCCCGGAGGCACCGUCACACCUCCACCAAGGGUAUGGAUCCGAAGUUCUUGAGGAACCAGAGGUACGCCAGGAAGCACAACAACCAGAAGAACGAGGGCGGAUCCGAGCAGGAGUAGGCUGCUUGCAUUAGCUUGAAAUGGAGCUGAGAGUAAUUUUCCUUAUCUAGGGUUUUUGUUUUUGUUUAGAUUAAUGGGGUUCUCUGUUGUUUACAUUACAAUGACAGUGUGGUAGCAAAGCCUAUUUCCCUAUUAUGAUACAUUUUGGAUACAAUCGAAGGCAAAACUAUUUGGCCAUUUAGUUGCUCUCUCGAGUGUCUGCUUGGUUGGAUUUAUUUCGACAAUUAGUUUGCUG